Quercus robur (English oak) is the source of this 1113-nucleotide messenger RNA. RefSeq lists its product as uncharacterized. Gene Ontology annotation, molecular function: nucleic acid binding; zinc ion binding. The transcript is spliced from 3 exons. NCBI's taxonomy places the organism in Eukaryota, Viridiplantae, Streptophyta, Magnoliopsida, Fagales, Fagaceae. Bases 1 to 1113 code for a protein of 370 amino acids. The record is from RefSeq and is a predicted model, not a curated record.
AUGGCGGUGCAUGAGAUCGAUGAUGGAGAUCAGAUUUUUUGGUUUUGUAUAUCAGAGGCCGAUGAAGAGAUCUGUGGUGGUGAAGGCAGCGGUGGUCUUAGGUUGAACGAUGGAUGUGGUGAAGGCAGGGGUGGUUUAGAAAUGGUGAAGGGAGAGUUCAACGAAGGACCCAGUGAGGGCUCUCCACUACGAAACAACCAUAACCACUGGAGCAAGGAAAAUGCAUCAUUCAGGGAUAAGCUCGUGGGCGAAAUCCCUGCAGCGUUUACUAAUGCUUUUGAUUUCACAGACCUUAUGGACGCUGAAAACGACUCGGACAAUGAUGAUGAGGAUAUCGGUGAACUCCGUGAAGGUCUGGUGGCCAUCAAACUCUCGAAAGACACCAAGAAAUUCUUACGAGAGCGUUGGUGUAAGGCAGUCAUUGUAAAGUUGGUGGGACGUUCGGUGAGUUUCUCCUACAUGCAGAGCAAACUGAAUCAAAUCUGGAAACCUGAAGGCAGAAUAGACGUAGUUGAUCUCAGCUACGGUUUUUUCCUGGUUCGGUUCUUCUCCAAGGAAGAUUUAAAUUCUGUUCUAAGACGGGGACCUUGGUUUUUGGGGGACCAUUUCCUAUCCAUAAGGCCAUGGGAGCCGUUUUUCAAGCCUUCUUCAGCGAACGUCUCGCUGGUUGCUGUGUGGGUUCGUCUCUAUGAGCUACCCUUUGAACUGUAUGAGGCGGAGGUCUUGAGAGAGAUCGGUGAAUCCAUUGGAAAGGUGUUAAGGAUAGAUACGCAUACUGCCAUGGAAGCAAGGGGCAAGUAUGCGAGGUUGUGCAUUCAAAUAGAUAUCAAUAAGCCUCUGAUCAACACCAUCCUCAUUGGACGAUUCGAGCAGGCCGUUAAUUACGAAGGCAUUCAGAAACUCUGUUUUUCCUGUGGGAGAUUGGGUCAUUUGAAGGAAGCAUGCCCUUACACCGUUAGUAAGAGCAAGGAAUCGAUGAACACGGCGGAGGCAGCUCCGGAAGAGAACGCUGGGUCAUGCAAUGGGCGUGAGGAAAAUCAUACUGAGUCGGUCAGUACUAUGCCUGCCAAAUCCACGUCAGGUACGAGUGUAGUGGAGGACGCCUCAUGUUAG